GCUGGGGAUGGUUUGAGUCAUUGUGGUCAUGCAUUAAUCCGCAAAAGGAUAUGUGACUUGUUGUCUCGUUGGGACGUUAGAGCUUGACCAUAUGGCCCACCGGCAACGCUAGGCCGCCUUCUUGACAUCUUCAACCAAGGAGAUACAUGUAAAUCAGUUUUAUGUACAUGCACCGUAUCUCCUCAUUCUUUUACAGGUUGCUCAUUGCCAAUGGACUGAUACCACCAGAGUAAAGACUAGACCGUUAGCCUCUACCCGGCGUUUGGAAGACACCCAACUUUAUCUGUCGAACCGACAUCGGUCCAGAAUGCGGCUGGGAAUCAAACGAGACCUGAAGCGUCUCGUGUUUCUUCUGAUACUCGGGGCUGCAGCCUCAGUUUCCUUCAUCGCCCUGUCGCCCGCGGUGAAGAGACGGCAUGAUGAACCCGAUCUGGAUGAUAAUGAUGUGAUCAGAAAGGAGAGACACCAAUCGCUGAACGACCCUCAAUCUGACCACGCCCUCGUCUUAACUGGCAUCGCAAGCCAGCAGAAGUUUUCCGCGAAAAAUGAGAGCGAGGUUGAAUUGAAUGUAAGCUCAAGCGUAGACCGUGACCAUGCUGUACAGAAACCUCGUACGCCUGUUGGGCCCAAGUCUCGCGCAAUCCCGCAUCGUCCACCGCAACCGCGAGAACAGAAGCAAUGGGACUAUCUGCAGGCGAGACCCGACGUCGCCAAACCACGCGUUUACUCGAGGAACGAGACCGCGGCUGUCCAAACACAGCGCCAGGCGCACAUGGCACAAGUCUGCCGCGACGUCUUCAAAAUCCCACCGCUGGACCUGGGCAGUCCAUGGGAGCCGAAAACGUACAAACGGAUCCUCGGCAACACCUACGUGAAUGACGACUUCAAUUUGACGGUGACGAUUAUCCGUAAGGUCGGUUCGUCCAACUGGAGGCGAUUCAUGACCAGUUUGUUCGACAUCAGCAGCAAGGGGUUCAAGGGGAGAUGGACAGCGCUGAAGCCGCUCGGGCAGCGCACCGCCGACGGCAUCAGGCGGGAACUACAGCGCAACACGAAGGUCCUGUUCGUCCGCAACCCCUUGGUGCGUCUCCUGUCGGGCUUCCGGGAUAAGUUCGUCAAACUGCCCACCGCCUUCAACAUCCAGACCGCAAACACCAUCAUACGCAAAAUCCGGGGCCGGAAGGCCAAGAACCCGGCCAUUCCGGACCCGACUUUCACGGAGUUCCUGAGGUACCUCCUCGGAAAGAACGGCCUGAUUGGGGACGAGCAUUUCGCCCCGAUCUUCAAGUUGUCCAAACCCUGCAUGGUGCGCUACGACUUCAUCGGUAAACUGGAGACUCUGCCCAGUGACACGGACUACCUCAUCGAUAAGCUCGGCGUCAAAGGUCGUGUGGAGUAUGGCUAUCCAAAGCCGUAUAGUGGGAGCUCUAACACGACUCGUCUGGUGGAGUACUUCUCGCGGGUAUCGCCUGAGCUUAUUCAGAAAGUCUGUGAAGUCUACAAGGACGACUUUGUUGCCUUUAGUUACCCCAUGCCCAGUGAUUUCUCUGACUUAAAGACCUACAUGGAGAAAAUAACCUAAUUGUUUUUUCCAAUUAUAACUUAUUACGUUUGUUGUCGACGACAAAUAUAAUGUUGAAGAACAAUUUACUGCUGUGUCUUAGUUUCAGAGCGAUCUCUUUGACUCGACUUCUUGUAUAUUGGUCUUUAAGCUUAUAGUUUCAACAUUGCCAUUCGACAGCUGUGAUGGAAACGUGAUCUAUCAUGAGCAUACUUAUGAUUGAAUGAAACAAAUACCAAAGUAUUGAAUAAAACAAAUAUCUUAAAGUAUUUGUUUUAUUCAAAGUCAUUGAUAUUGAUCUGUAUUUGAGUAUUUAUCCAUGUUUUUAUUUAAAAGCAAAAUUAAUGCCUAUCUUUUAGCCGGUUGAGUAGACUAUAGUUAUAGGCCUUUAUCGUGCUGCCACCUUUUCGGUCAUGUUCCCUGUAUCCAAUAACAGUACUGAAUGAGUAAUAUUUUUUUGCGCAACUAGAAAGGAACCAGACCAUUUUUUUCCUUCCAGCCUCGCUUUGGUUACGUUGAUUUGAAAAAUCAAGGUGGCUUCAACAUGACAAUGGUCUAUUGAAAAGUGUGCGUACCAAAAUGAUAUGUAGCUAUAGUUUCCGAUUUCAGAAUGGUUAGAAAUAAACUGAUUUUUAACCAUUUGUAGUUUUAGUAUUGCUAACUAUUGUUUCAACUAUUUAUUGUUUAUUCUUAAUUGGGCACUUUCUUCCUGCAUUGUUAAGCACUAAAAUAAAAAGAAACAUAGAGAAAUCGGGCUCUCUGGUUAAUAGUUGUUUACUUGUUGCUGUUGUUUUUUACUCGUGUUUUUUCUAGUACCUGUGAGCGCUAAGUCCCCAUUAAAAGAUGUUAACUUAA
Messenger RNA from Patiria miniata (bat star), 2416 nucleotides. Its product is annotated as carbohydrate sulfotransferase 14-like. Lineage: Eukaryota; Metazoa; Echinodermata; Asteroidea; Valvatida; Asterinidae. Gene Ontology annotation, cellular component: membrane. The coding region runs from base 308 to 1582 and encodes 424 amino acids. Gene Ontology annotation, molecular function: sulfotransferase activity. Gene Ontology annotation, biological process: carbohydrate biosynthetic process. The record is from RefSeq and is a predicted model, not a curated record. The transcript is spliced from 4 exons.